AAAAUCAUGGAGGUAGAAUCUAAGUUCUUACCAGAUUUAAUCAAAAAUUUCGAACAACUUUAUGAAACAAAAGAUGAUUGUGAUCUUAUCAUUUAUGCAGGAGAGGAACCAAAUGCUCAAAAGAUUUACGCUCACUCGGUUAUCCUUCGUUGUCAAUCAACUUAUUUUUACACAGCAUUUUCGAAUAAUUGGGCCGAAAAAAAGGAUGGAAUGUACAUAUUUAACAAACCUAAUGUUACGCCAAAUAUUAUGAACAAGCUUAUAAAAUUUUUUUAUUGUGGAAAAUUAGAUUUGGAUUUUGAAAAUGCUAUAGAUGUUAUAAAACUAUUAAUAGCUGUAGAUGAGUUUGGACUUCCUACUCUUGCGGAACAUAUUCAAGAAUUUUUUGUUAAUAAUCAAUUAAAAGUUGAUCCCGUCGGAAUUCUUAAAAUAAUUUUUGAGAAUGAAAAUUUUUCAACUUUACAAAAUUUAUCAUUGGAAAAAAUUUGUCAAGAGCCACAUAUAUUAUUUCAAAAAUAUUCUUUUUUGACAAUACCAUCACAUAUUUUAGAAAGCCUUCUUAGUCGAGAUGAUCUUAUGUUAAAAGAAAUUGAAAUAUGGAACAACUUAAUUAAGUGGGCUCAUGCACAAAAUUCUACCGUCAAUCGCGAUCCUUCCGCUUGGACCAAAGAUGAGAUUAAUAUAAUGGAGCAAACCAUACAUAAUUUUAUACCAUUGAUUAGAUUUCAAGAUAUCACUUCAGAAGAAUAUUGUAGUAAAGUGAUGUGUUAUAAAAAAUUAUUACCUAAAAAAUUAAAACAGGAAAUUUUACAAUUUUAUUUAAUGCCUAGCGUAAGGAGAAUUAUUGGAUCAUUACCACCAAGGUUACCUAAAAUUGAUUCCGUUAUUAUUUAUCCAGAACACGUCAAAUUAUUCGCAAGUUGGUUGGAUAGAAGAGUUGAACCCUAUAAAAAAGCUCAAGAGGUUCAAUACGAAUUUGAUCUCAUUUUACGUGGAAGCGUGGAUGGAUUUACUUCCCCAGCAUUUCAUUAUAAAUGUGAUCCUAAAGAGGCAAGUAUUGUAGUCGCAAAAAUUAGAGGAACAAAUAAAAUAGUUGGCGGGUAUAAUCCACUUAAUUGGAGUGGAGAUGGUAUUUUCAAAAAUGCACCAGAUAGUUUUAUAUUCUGUCUUGAUGAUUAUCAGAACAUUAAUACAGCUCGUUUAGGUAGAGUAAUUAAUACACAAUACGCUGUAAGUUGUUGGGUUGAAUGGGGUCCACUCUUUGGAUUUUGGUGUGGUAUCAGUCAUGAUUUAAUGAUGCAUCCAGAUGGUACUUGGAGUUCAAAGCCAAACUCAUAUCCUGAUAUUAACAUUCCAAGGAAUUUUGAGAUUGAUGAUUAUGAAGUAUUUAAAGUAGUUAAGAUAACGGAUUAGUUUAUUUUUGUGAUGAUGGAUUCUUUGAGGGAAGAUUAUUUCGAGGACGUUCUAAAUAAUUUCAAAAAAGUAUUUUAUAUUUUUUUUUUUUUUUGAUCAUCAAAUUAUUUAAUUGUACGUGGUAUUAUAUAUUAUUUAACAAAUAAAGAUAGCA
Molecule: messenger RNA, 1567 nt
Organism: Rhizophagus irregularis DAOM 181602=DAOM 197198
Lineage: Eukaryota; Fungi; Glomeromycota; Glomeromycetes; Glomerales; Glomeraceae
Source: RefSeq, a predicted model, not a curated record